UGCGUCACCAUGCAGAACAACAUAAAAGCCACGCUCUGAGUGCCCCUUAGCCAGACACAGCAAGAAGCAGAAAGAUAAUUCACUCCAAGACUCAACUGAGAUCCAAACGAAAAUGAAGCUUGCAGUGUCUUCACUUCUCGUGUGCCUGAUGCUGUGCAUGAAAUACUCUCAAGCUGCGCCAAACCCACGAUGCCUGUGCAUUACAUCAUCAUCGAACUUCAUCCCCGUGAAGAUGCUGAGAAACAUCGAAGUGAUUCCCAAGAGUUCGCGCUGCAACAAAGUGGAAGUCAUUGCGACCCUCAAAACAAAUAUAGAUCAAAAGAUCUGUCUGAGUCCAGCUGCCCCAUGGGUGAAGGCCCUCGUCAGCAAAUUACUCAACAGGUCCCAGACGUCACCCCAUCGAAAGUGAAAUGAUAUCUUACUUGAAGCUCAUCGAAGCUCUCGUGAAGAGCAGAAUAUAUGAGGAAGCACCGCAGCCUUACUCAGUGGUUAUUAGCACAAACAAACUUGAGCAGAAUUGACCAUACUAUGAAGUACAUGCUAUUUACUGAAGUUAUGAGUGGUAGAUCAGAUGUUUUAUGGCAGCAAGUAAGGUGACAGUCCCUAUAUAAGGGGCCCUAGAACGGUGGCUUGUUAUGAGCCACAGCCGGCGAAAUAUUUGACAUUCCUUUAGCUAUUUUUUUGGGAAGAGUCGUUUGAAUGGCCAAUGAGAUGCUUAAUUAUGCAUCCCUAUAUUUGGAUACAAAAUUUGUAUUUGAUUCUAUCUGAACUGAUUCAUACCGGCAAAACAUUCAGAUAGAUUUAAAUUAGCUGCAUGUAAAAAAAAGUAUAACUUUGUAAAACAUUUUUUAUUGAUUAUUUCUCUGAAAUAUUCUUGGUUCUUUCGGUAAAGUCACAUAGAAGGGAAACAAUAAAAUAAUAAAAAUAUAAAGCUUUAAAUCAAAAUUUAUUUUUUUUCAAUAUUUUUUUUGGGUGGGAUGCUGCCCCAAUCUUUUAUAUUGAUUGUGUGCAUUUCGUGAUUGAUGGUGUAUAUUUUGUGAGUGUUUUGUGUGUGUUAUGAUUGUAUGUAUGUUGAACAUCUUUCGCACCAUACGUAGCCAACCGUUCAAUACAGACCAGCCUCCAAUGCGUUGUUGCACGUUAUACUGUAUGUGUAUAUGCAAUUGUAACCAGGCUUACUUUUGUACUGUGAUGGAAUUAUUUCCAGUAACUGCCAUUGCGGCGUCUCACCAUGAUGGUGCAUGGUAACUUGUGGUUCCUGGAAUAUUUGCACUGAAAGUUGAAUCCUCAGCUUCAAGCUCAGAGUGCAGUUUAGUCUCGGGGCGUCACUGGUGCUUACUUUAUUGAGGGCGAUAUUGGCACGUCAAAUUAAUAUUGGUUGCUUGAUUGACUGUGAGUCGAAUAUUCAUCGUGAUUGGUAUUGUUCAAAGUAAGGAUGGCCACUGAACUUAAGUUCCUAACCAUGAAAUUUACGUUUUUGCUUUGCAGCCCUUUAAAUUACUUCGUGUGCGUGAAUGUCACUUUUUGUGUUCAUGGAACAUUUUAUAUUUAUAAGAGUAGGCCGCACCUCCGAUCAGCACGGUUGGCUACAUACGGUGCGAAAGAAGUUCUAACCAACAUACACAAAGAAGAAUGUAAUUAUUUUUUUUUAUUUUGGAGCAUCAGUACAGUAUUUUAAGUCAUGAUUGUAGUUGAGAUGUGGGUCUCCUUUGGAGGGAGAUGUCGGUCUCUAGCCCUAUGACAGAUGCAUGGGUGCAAGUCGACCAGAAUGCUGAAUGUUAAAUAUUGUUUUCAUGUCAUUUACGUCCCAGUACAAUACCGCUUUCAAUAACAUGAAUUUUCUUAAGAUUCUGAAUGCAACUGCAUCUCAAAAACACUGCACAGCAAAAGUGCGCAUUUGUAUUCUCUAGAGAGAGGAUAUCAGUCAUAGGAAGAGGAAAGAGGGAAUGUCUUGAAGGCCUGGACAUUAUUGGGGGAAUGGAGUUCCAGACCAUGCCGAGUGUUUUGUCAAAUCAUCGCUGUGCUUGCAGUCAUGUAUCAGCGACACCUGAUGUAGGUAGGAAGCAAAAGUGGAGACAUACCUCGGCACAGAUCGAUAUUGAAGCGAACACGCAGGCUUCAUACAUUUGGUAGGGCGUUUUACAUCUUCAACGUUGUAAAUGCAAUCAUUCUUUGGCGAAAGACUUUGAAGACAAAGUAUGCCAGAUAUCGUGUACGUUAAAUGAAAAGUGUGCAUUCAUACAGUAUUUAAAAGUUGACACCUGUCACACUGUAAUUAAUAAAAAACUGCCGUCUUUUUUUUUAAACAUAGUAAACCUUUCUUUAUAUUGUAUAUGUAUGUGAAAAAAUGUUAAAUUGUCUCACUGUAUUAUUUAAUGUUGUAUGUAACAAGACGUUUUUUUAAGCCCAACCCCCUUCUCCACCUGUCCCCGGCCAGCUGGGGUCGAGAGUUAAAAUUCAUUUUCCGGAGCUCCAUCGGAAACAAAGCCCUGCUUUAAAUUUCGAUUGCUUUGUUGAUUAACAUUUUCUAAUAAACCGUCGAAAUGUGA
Molecule: messenger RNA, 2549 nt
Organism: Petromyzon marinus (sea lamprey)
Lineage: Eukaryota; Metazoa; Chordata; Hyperoartia; Petromyzontiformes; Petromyzontidae
Product: alveolar macrophage chemotactic factor-like
Biological process (GO): chemotaxis; defense response; immune response
Cellular component (GO): extracellular region
Molecular function (GO): chemokine activity
Source: RefSeq, a predicted model, not a curated record